AUGGGGUCCGAUCCUCAGUAUAUCAAGUACCCCGACCUCGCUCUCGCUCAACAUGUCUUCAACCUCUCCAAUCCGGCAUGUCCUCAAACGCAGCGGCAAUCCUCUCAGAAGAAGCUUCAAGAAGCGAUAACUGAGAGGAAGAUGGCUCCAUUCUACCGACAUCUUGCCCACCCCGUCGACGGCAUCCUAAACCACUCGAGCGAGGGUGCUCCCCAGCCACGGUCAUCUAGUGCCGGCAAGCCGCUCAGCACCCUAGCGUCGCGAAGAUCAUCGCAAAAAAUAGAUUUUGCCUGGGACGAGGCCUUGUACCAGUCACUUGUUGAGGAUAACCGAAAGGAGCUGGCGGACUUUCAGAAGGAAGAGGAUGAGGCGGAGGAAGCUGCCGGAGAGACUGAGGUGCAAGCCGCGCGAGGGAAACGCGCUGAAUUCUGGGCGCGGGUAGGAGAUAAGGACAAAGCAAUCGAGUCACACGAAACCCUCCUAGAGAAGACAACAUUCCUUGGAUCAAAGAUCGACCUAGUACUUGCGAUGAUCCGAAUCGGACUUUUCUUCGGUGAUACUCUAUAUGUCAAGAAAAACAUCGAGCGCGCAGAAGAAUUGAUCGAGAGCGGUGGUGACUGGGAUAGAAGAAACCGUUUGAAGGCAUACAAGGGAUUGCACCUGCUCACCGUCCGGUCCUACAGCACUGCUGCCCCUCUACUCCUUGACAGCCUGUCCACAUUCACCAGCUAUGAGCUUUGCAGCUACUCUGCUCUUGUCAUCUACGCAGUACUUGCAGGCUCUUUAUCUCUUAAGCGAGUUGACUUCAAGGCCAAGGUGGUGGAUGCGCCCGAGAUCAAGGCCAUUCUUGGAUCUGGCGAGGAUCGUCUUGCCGCCCUAACCGGCGAAAUCUCCUCCGGACCGGGAGCUGAAGACGAAGAGAUGAAGGAUGCUUCCUCAACGGGCGCAACCACGGCUGUCAACCUGACUGCUUUCGGUGGCAGUGCCGGCAUCCAGGCGGAGGCGGAAAACCCUAUCGACUUCACACCUCUUUCGAACUUGGUUAGCAGUUUGUACAACGGCAACUACCGGACAUUCUUCGUAGCUCUCGCCGCCGUGGAGGACAACUUUUUGACCCAGGACCGAUACCUAUAUGAGCAUCGGGCUUGGUUCGUACGCGAAAUGAGGCUCAGGGCCUACCAACAGCUCCUCCAGAGUUACCGGGUGGUGGGAUUGAACAGCAUGGCUAGCGAUUUUGGCGUUACGGUGGACUAUCUGGAUCGGGAUCUUGCUAGAUUUAUCUCGAACAACAGAAUCGCGUGCACCAUUGACCGUGUCAAUGGGAUCAUCGAGACGAACAGGCCGGACGAUAAGAACAAGCAGUACGCUGAUGUAGUGAAACAUGGAGAUGCUUUGAUCACAAAACUGCAGAAGUACGGUCAAGCAGUGCGUCUGCGGGGAAGCGAACGAGGCUAG
Molecule: messenger RNA, 1455 nt
Organism: Aspergillus mulundensis
Lineage: Eukaryota; Fungi; Ascomycota; Eurotiomycetes; Eurotiales; Aspergillaceae
Product: proteasome regulatory particle lid subunit RPN7
Exons: 3
Coding region: 1-1455 (484 amino acids)
Biological process (GO): proteasome-mediated ubiquitin-dependent protein catabolic process
Cellular component (GO): proteasome regulatory particle
Source: RefSeq, a predicted model, not a curated record